AUGGAUGAUACCUUCUUCCCUGAUGAGCUUUGGCUCAAUAGGGAAAUCCAGUUCACCUCUCCUUCACCCUCCACCUGGAAACUGACCGUGAAAAUCAUAGAAAGCUUCUCACUUUUGAGCCAGAAAGAACCCGAGGAUUACCAAGACACUUCCUUUGAUAUCUACAUGCAGAUCCCCAAUAAGGGGACUCAGGCUCUGCUCCCCGACAUGCGCCGCAGACAAGCUUCUGGCGAGGCCCCUAACAUCUUACAAGAGGAGCGUGAAGCCUACGAACGCCUGGCCAAACACUAG
Molecule: messenger RNA, 291 nt
Organism: Aspergillus pseudoviridinutans
Lineage: Eukaryota; Fungi; Ascomycota; Eurotiomycetes; Eurotiales; Aspergillaceae
Exons: 2
Coding region: 1-291 (96 amino acids)
Source: RefSeq, a predicted model, not a curated record